CCCCGUGCCGCAGACGCAAACGGGGCGGUGGCCCCGGUUAAAGGGGAAACUUGACAGCGCCGCCGCCCGCUCCGCUCCGCGCCCGCUCCGCCGCCGCCAGCGCUCUCCGCUCCGCCGCGAUCUCUGCUCUCCGCCACCGCCAAGAUGCUGCUCUUGCUGCUGGGGAUCAUCGUGCUCCACGUCACCGUGCUGGUGCUGCUCUUCGUCUCCACCAUCGUUAGUCAAUGGCUGGUGAACGGCGAGCACAGGGCAGACCUGUGGCAGAACUGCACCUCCGGAUCCUCGUUCCACUGCCUGGCAUCCUCCUCCAACGAAUGGCUGCAGUCUGUCCAAGCCAUGAUGAUCCUCUCCGUCAUCUUCAGCGUCCUGUCGCUCUUCCUGUUCUUCUGCCAGCUCUUCACGCUCACCAAGGGCGGCAGGUUCUACAUCACCGGAGUCUUCCAGGUCCUGGCAGGGCUCUGUGUGAUGAGUGGCGCUGCCAUCUUCACAGUGAGGCACACGGACUGGCACCAAGCCUCGGAAAACACCUCCUACGGCUUUGCCUACAUCCUGGCGUGGCUGGCCUUCCCCCUGGCCCUGGCCAGCGGCAUCAUCUACGUCAUCCUCCGGAAGCGCGAGUGACGCCGCGGGACCUGGCCUGGUGUGACAGGGGCAUUGGCGACAGCCUCACAGGAGACAGAGGCAGGGGAGAAUAGACGAGAAAACGGAAAUGAAAAUUAACCAAAAAAACAAAACAAAACAAAACAAACAAAAAAAAAAAACAAAAACCAAAAAACAAAACAAGCAAACAAAGAAAAGGAAUAAACCCUUCCAUCCAAACCAAACCAACCCCCAGAGAAACACUCAAAGAGUUCCUUGUUAAUUGAGGAUGUAUAUAGUAUCUAUGGUUUAAAAAACCUAUUUAUAACACUUUUUACAUAUAUGUACAUAGUCUUGUUUGCUUCUGUUGACCAUGCGCUGUUUUAAAAAAGCAAGUGCCUAAGGAACUCUCACUCCUAACAGCAUAACAAGAGCGCAGUGAUUUUUCUCUCCUGCAAAAUCCUCUUUGAGCUGAACUCUCCUGCCCCAUCCCAGCCCCGUCAGAACCCCCAGCUCUGGUUUCGGUCACGGUCCUGCCGUUAGAGGGCUGGGCCCUGCUCCUGCCACAUGCUGUGAUCCAGAGGGCACGUCCAGAUCUGACGGGAGACGCUUCCAAAAGGUUUGAAGGAUUUCGGAGCAAAGGCUUUGAUUGCCCCAAGUGCCUAAAUGACUUAUGUGCCUAAGUCCCAUUGCCUUGCCACCACACCCGCUGGGAAGUUGGGCUUUUAAAUCACUUAGGUGGAGCUGCAAUCCAGCCUGGGCCGUCCUCCCUUGCUCAGCCGCCGGGGUUGGGCUGUGCUGAGCCGAGCCGAGCCCUGCUCCCAGCCUGGGACGUGCUCUGUCCUUGCUGUGGAGCUAAACUGCCCUGAGAAAGCAGCCAGCCCAGUCUGUCCCUGAAAUCCAAUACCAGAUGUAUGAAAUGGUGCUAUCUAUUUGCCAUUCCUUACCCUGCUAAGCCAUUUAACCUUAGUCACUGGAAAUUCAGUUAACGACCUUGAGGUAAACAACCAAGCUAGAAAUGAGAAAUAAUUCUGUGUAAUAUAAAUGAGCUAUAACUGCUUUUGUACUUAAAUUUGCUCUUACUAUUAUUUUUAAUAAAGCAUUUAUAACCAA
Molecule: messenger RNA, 1692 nt
Organism: Oenanthe melanoleuca
Lineage: Eukaryota; Metazoa; Chordata; Aves; Passeriformes; Muscicapidae
Gene: PMP22
Product: peripheral myelin protein 22
Exons: 5
Coding region: 145-621 (158 amino acids)
Cellular component (GO): plasma membrane
Source: RefSeq, a predicted model, not a curated record